AUGAGCGAGACAGAACAUCUAAUUUCAGACGAUGGCAGUGAUUCAUCUGACAAUCCGUCUCCCCUUCAUGACAACUCAGGGGCUCAUGAAAGGACACAAGUCAAUGAUAUAAGAUCAAAUUCAUCUGAUAUCAGGAUUGUUCUGCUGGGUAAAACUGGAUCAGGAAAGAGUUCAACAGGAAACACUAUACUGGGCAGAGGGUGUUUUACGGUGGAUGAUUCACUAGAGUCAUGUACUAAAACCUGUAAGAAAAGAGAAGUACUGAUUGGUAACCAGAGGAUCUCAGUCAUCGACACUCCAGGCCUGUUUGAUACCACAAUGUCUGAACAGGAAGUGGAGCAUGAAAUAAAGAAGUGUGUGGAGAAGUCUCUUCCUGGUCCUCAUGUGUUUCUGCUGGUCAUCAGACUGGACGUGAGAUUCACAGAAGAAGAGAAAAACACAGUGAAAUGGAUUCAGAAGAACUUUGGAGAAGAAGCUGCACGUUACACCAUCAUUCUGUUCACUCACGCUGAUCAUCUGAAGAGAAAACCAUUAGAUGAGUAUAUCAGACAAUCUGAUGCUGUCAAAGCUCUAGUUAAUGAGUGUGAUGGCAGAUUUCAAUCAUUCAACAAUAAUGACAUGCAGAACCGCUCACAGAUCACUGAACUGCUGGAGAAGAUUGAGAAAAUGAAGGAGAAUGGAAUAGGGUACUACACUAAUAAGAUGUACGAAGAAGCUCAGUGGAGAUUAAACGGGGAAAAGUUCUGGUCUGGAAAACCUCGAAUUGUGCUGCUGGGUAAAACUGGAUCAGGAAAGACCAGUGCUGCAGAAACCAUUGUGGGCCGAGAGAGUUUUACUAAAACCUCUAAAAUACAAGAAGCUUGUGUUGAUGGAAAGAACAUGAAAAUAAUCGACACUCCAGGACUGAUUGAUGCACCAGCAAAGAUGAUGACAGAUGAAUUAGAGAAGUGUGUCCACAUGUCUGCUCCUGGUCCUCAUGUGUUUCUGCUGGUCAUCAGACUGGAUAACAGAUUCAAAGAUGAGGAGAAAAACACAGUGAAAUGGAUUCAGAAGAACUUUGGAGAAGAUGCUGUACAUCACACCAUCAUUCUGUUCACUCAUGCUGAUCAUCUGAAGAGAAAACCAUUAGAUGAUUAUAUCAGAGGCAAUCCAGACCUACAGGUAGUUACUGAAGGGUUUGGUGGCAGAUUUCACUCAUUCAACAAUAAGAACAUGGAGAAUCACUCUCAGGUCACUGAACUGAUGCAGAAAAUUAAUGUAAUGGUCGAGAAGAAUGGAUUACUGCACUACACCAUUGAAAUGUACCAGAAAGCUCAGGGAAAUAAGCAGUUCUGGUCCGAGAAACCAAGAAUUGUGCUUCUGGGAAGGACUAGAUCAGGAAAGAGUGCUGCAGGAAAUGCCAUCAUGGGUCAAGAGAAUUUUAAGAGGAGAAAUUCAGCUGAUUUUUCUACUAAAACCUGCAAACUACAUACGGCACAUGUGGCUAGAAGAAGCAUGAAAAUAAUCGACACUCCAGGACUGAUUGAUGCACCAGAAGAGAAGAUGAAAGAUGAAUUAGAGAAGUGUGUCCACAUGUCUGCUCCUGGUCCUCAUGUGUUUCUGCUGGUCAUCAGACUGGACAUGAGAUUCACAAAAGAGGAGAAAAACACAAAGAAAUGGAUUCAGGAGAACUUUGGAGAAGAUGCUGUACAUCACACCAUCAUUCUGUUCACUCACGCUGAUCAUCUUAAGGAACAAUCAUUAGAUGAUUAUAUCAGAGGCAAUCCAGAUCUACAGGCAUUUACUGAAGAGUUUGGUGGCAGAUUUCACUCAUUCAACAAUAAGAACAUGGAGAAUCACUCUCAGGUCACUGAACUGCUGGAGAAGAUUAAGAGGAUCAGAGAAGUAUCAACUUCGUCUGAACUCAGAAUUGUUCUUCUGGGUAAAACUGGAUCAGGAAAGAGUUCAACGGGAAACACCAUCCUGGAUCUGCAGUACUUUGAGACGGGAGAUUCACAAGAGUCAUUUACUGAAACUUGUGAGAAAGGAAAUGUGAGGAUUGAUGAAAGGAGGAUCUCAGUCAUUGACACUCCAGGCCUGUUUGAUACGACACUGUCACACAAGAAAAUGAAGAAUGAAAUAAAGAAGUGUGUGGAGAAGUCUCUUCCUGGUCCUCAUGUGUUUCUGCUGGUCAUUAGAGCGGGGAGAUUCACAGAAGAAGAGAAAAACACAGUGAAAUGGAUUCAGAAGAACUUUGGAGAAGAAGCUGCACGUUACACCAUCAUUCUGUUCACUCACGCUGAUCAUCUGAGGGGGAAACCAUUACAGGAGUAUCUUAGUGAAAACGAUGAUCUCCAGGGUCUUGUUUUUCAGUGUAAUGGCAUAUAUCACUCAUUCAAUAAUGAAGACAUUGAGAAUCGCUCUCAGGUCACUGAACUGCUGGAGAAGAUUGAGAUGAUGGUGAGAGAAAACAAAGGACAGCACUACAGCAAUAAGAUGUACCAGGAAGCUCAGAGAAAGAAACCUUUCUGGACAUCUGAACUCAGGAUUGUUCUGCUGGGCAAAGCUGGA
Sinocyclocheilus grahami is the source of this 2550-nucleotide messenger RNA. RefSeq names its product GTPase IMAP family member 8-like. The record is from RefSeq and is a predicted model, not a curated record. The annotation marks the transcript as partial. Lineage: Eukaryota; Metazoa; Chordata; Actinopteri; Cypriniformes; Cyprinidae. The transcript is spliced from 8 exons. Gene Ontology annotation, molecular function: GTP binding.